Beta vulgaris subsp. vulgaris (sugar beet) is the source of this 732-nucleotide messenger RNA. RefSeq lists its product as uncharacterized. NCBI's taxonomy places the organism in Eukaryota, Viridiplantae, Streptophyta, Magnoliopsida, Caryophyllales, Amaranthaceae. The transcript has a single exon. Gene Ontology annotation, biological process: DNA repair; telomere maintenance. Gene Ontology annotation, molecular function: DNA helicase activity. The coding region runs from base 1 to 732 and encodes 243 amino acids. The record is from RefSeq and is a predicted model, not a curated record.
AUGGAACACAUUCGAACAGGGAAACCUGGUACCUUCUUUGUAGACGGCCCAGGAGGAAUGGGGAAGAUGUACCUUUAUCAGGCGCUAUAUGCAGAAGUCCAUUUGAUGAAUAAAAUUGUUCUCCCUGUAGCAACGUCAGGUAUUGCUGCAGCAAACAUAGUCACUGGUCGAACGACUCAUUCUCGGUUUAAAAUACCUCUUGAUCAUACUGUUUCGAAGGCUUGCAACGUGUCCAAGCAAAGCGGGCUCGCAGCGCUUUUGAAAGAAACUUCCUUGAUCAUCUGGGACGAGUCUUCAGUGGCUCGGAAGGAAAACAUAGAAUCACUUGACUUACUGUUGCGAGACUUAUGUGACCCCAAUGUCUCAUUUGGAGGUAUAGUUGUAGUCUUUGGUGGUGGUUUCCGUCAAGUUUUGCCAGUUGUGCCACAAAAAACUCAAAAUGAGGCUGUUGAAGCUAGCCUUGUGUCAUCUAUCCUAUGGCCCACAUUUACCCGGUUCAGCCUAACUGAAAAUAUGCAUGCACGAGAAGACCAGCCAUUUUCUGAGUUCUUACUUGACCAUGGGAAUGGAUCGCUGCAAACAAUUGAAAUUGCAUCUGUUCAAAUACCGCCAGAGAUUGUUUUGCCAUUUGAUCCAAAUUCCAAUUGUGUGGAUGAGCUCGUGAGAAACGUUUUCCCAGAGAUAAGUGUAGGUCCAUUUCUAAUAACUUCUUCACAGGCCGGGCAAUUUUAA